This is a messenger RNA of Pomacea canaliculata, 2208 nucleotides long. RefSeq names its product tubulin-folding cofactor B-like. Gene Ontology annotation, cellular component: cytoplasm; nucleus; microtubule plus-end. The record is from RefSeq and is a predicted model, not a curated record. Gene Ontology annotation, molecular function: microtubule plus-end binding; alpha-tubulin binding. Gene Ontology annotation, biological process: tubulin complex assembly; post-chaperonin tubulin folding pathway; cytoplasmic microtubule organization. Lineage: Eukaryota; Metazoa; Mollusca; Gastropoda; Architaenioglossa; Ampullariidae.
UCACGUGACAUUAAAUGUGACUUCCGUUUGGGACAUGGUUGCCUCGUAAUCAUUAGUCGAGGCGUUAUAAACUAGAAACGAAAGCAGAUCAACUUUUGUUUUUAUAAACCACAUUACAAAACAGGAUAACCAUGUCUUCAAGCAUUAGAGUUGUCACUGAAAGUUUUCUUAAUGUGACGAUCACGAGUAACGUCAAUGCCUUCGCAAGCGAAAAGCGCUUUUCGAAAGAUUUGACGAUCGCCGCUUUCAAGAUGAAGUUGGAACUGGUGACUGGUGCUUCAGCAGCAACAAUGAAUCUCACAGUGUUUGACAAAGACAACAAGUUAGUCUGUAUACUGGACAACAACGAUGCCCUGCUUGGAUCAUACCCUAUUGACAGUGGAAUGAGAAUUCAUGUUGAAGAUAAGCAUUUGCAUGCUGGCGAGUUUGAAGAUAUUUCCAAGGUUGAAAAAUUUGAGAUUUCAGAAGAGGACUACGCAAAAAGAGCAGAUAGCAUCAGAGCAUUUAAAGAGCGGAAUAGGCUUGGGAGAUUUAAUGAAGAGGAACAAAAAAAGAAGGAAGAAGAAAAACAGAAAAAGGAAGAAGAGGAAAGAGAGAAAGCAAAAUCAAUGAAAAUUGGAGACAGAUGUGAAGUUCAUGUGCCAGGUCAACCCAACCGACGAGGAACUGUGCGUUACGUAGGUUCAACACACUUCAAACCAGGAAUUUGGGUUGGUGUGCAGUACGAUGAGCCACAUGGAAAAAAUGAUGGCAGUGUCAAUGGAAAAAAGUACUUUGAGUGCCCUCCUAAAUAUGGUGGGUUUGUCAAACCUCUUUUGGAAGUGGGGAACUUUCCAGAAGAAACUCUGAAUUUUGAAGAAGAGGAGAUGUGAGCAAAUGUUGCAUUCCCUAUCUGCCAUUUGGCAUCAUCACACUGCCAUUGAUUUUACAUUCACCAGGCUUGUUCUGCCUUACUGAUUUUCAACAGACGGUGACUGUCUUGUUGGUGCGUCUUAAGAUGUUCUGUUGUGACAGGUGCUGAAAUUUCUUCCCUCGGGAAAAUUAAAAUUAGGAGAAGCAACUACCGUGCAAGCUUAUUCAGGCACAGUGAGCCUUGCAGACUUUUUUCUAAUGAUCUCAGUUUGAUAUUAUUUUAAUAGAAAAGCUGCAUACUUUAUACUCUUUUCAUAUGAAACUUGUGUUUUUUGGAAAUUGUCAUGUCUGAAAUACACAUAGUCAAUUAUUGGUAUUCAUCAAGUACAUUGCAGUGCUUGUGUUGACUAAAUAUUUUAACGUUAUAUUUUACAACUGUCAAAUGCAGUUCUAGGAUGGUAAUGAUUCAAGCAAAGGUAGAGACACAAGAUAUGUCCCCAUUUCUUAGAACGCAAAAUGUUUAAUCAGCUGAGACUGCCUUUUAUAAGCUUGCAAAAUUUACUUAAAACAUUUUAUGUUCAUAAACCAUUAUUGUGCUGACAUAAUGUUAGUCUCCUUGAUGUUCUACAGGUAGACAAUAAACAUUACUAAGCUCAUUAUUCUGUAUUUGAAGGUCAUUCCUCCAGCAAUUAUCUAAUAAACAUCAUAAAACCAGCGCAUGCAUGCUUGUCAGUGUUACAUUGACUUAAUGUGUACAAUGAGAUUACUCUUCUUGAACUUUUAGUAUUAAAUCAAGUCAUAGAUAGGCAGAGAUGUAAUACAUAAUGGCUGUGUAGAGUAUACCAGCUGUGUGUGUCAUUUAGGCUUCUCUUUCCCCCUCCCUUAUUCUAAAUGGUCUGAAAUCUGUGCUUCAGUGCACACUAUACAAGUCCUCAUUCCCGAUUGCAAAUGUUUGAAACCUGGUUGUGUUUACAGUAUUUGGGAUGACUUCUUGAAGCAAUAUCAUCUGUGACCUUAUACAAAAUCACCAGUUAUUAUAUCAAAUGUUCAGAGUAUUAACCAAAGAUUUUUCAGCAAGUGAAAACAGUUUUCAAGUGUACAUCAUUUGAUAAGUGAAAGUUUCAAUACUUUUGAAACAUUUUUAUUUUGACCACAAUUUUGCAAUAUUGAAAGCUUUUGUAAGGCAUCUUAUUUUUGUAUUUGUUCAAGAACGUUAAUUUUGACUGUGAUGAAGCUUUUGUUGAAAUUUUUAAUUGUUUUUACUGGUUCUUACUUAAGUUGCUGAUUUAUUUCAUUGAAAAUUUCUAAUUCAAAUAAUAAAUGUACAGGCCAUGCAUUUUAGGCCUGGGAAACAAA